Porites lobata is the source of this 41143-nucleotide messenger RNA. NCBI's taxonomy places the organism in Eukaryota, Metazoa, Cnidaria, Anthozoa, Scleractinia, Poritidae. The record is from the annotation of a GenBank genome assembly.
AUGAUUAUCAUCUUUACCUUUUUAGUGAGUUAUGUAAUGUGGUUGAUCUCUUGGGGGCAUUUUGGAAAGUGGGAUCCACGGAAAGAAGUUUUUGUAAUAGCCGAUGUGUUGUAUGCAAGUGCCACGGUGGUGGCCUUCUUUCACUUAACGCACAUUUUCCAGGUAAGUUAACAAAUUGAAAGAGGUUAAUUGUUACGAACAUUUUGCUGUUUUGGGUCAAGUUCUGUGCUGAAGUCAUUACUUAGCGCUUUACCCUUAUAGAAAAUGCUCCCGUAGAGCUAUGUAGAAGAUUUCAAACAAAUGUCAUCAAGGAGCACUAACCAUAAUAUUUUUUGGUGAUUUUGUCGAUAUAGCAUUAAACCUUGAAAAAAAUGGCCCAACUUUUUCAAGUUUCAAUCCAUGUCCAUCCUUGCCAUCCGUUGACACAGACGACAUGAAAUAGUUUUAGUGCCUAAAUAUAGUCUUGAAUGACAAACCUGGACCAUUACUUUUGGAAUACAAUUGGCUUUUUAAGAAGAUAGCAAGUAGCAUGACAGCCCUUUAAAUCCAAGAAAAGACGAUAAAAAGCGAUGUUAUCUGCUGACGACCCCUAGCAUGUAGCAUAUUAAGUUGAUAGCCAAUGUUUUAAGCGGUAAUGGUCUACUUAUGUAAUUACUGAUGAGAGACAAAGUUUACUCGUACUGAAGCUUUUCUCUGCCUGAUCUGUAUCAUUCCUUGUGUAAAAAAGUUAACCCGUCAAAGCUCCGAGCCCGUUCAUUGCUUGUUUUCACGCGAUGAUUUUGAUUGUUCUGUUAUUCACACAUGGCGCACCGAUAAAAGCAAAACUGUGAUUGGAGGAGUCACCAUACCGCAAACGUGGCGCGAACACCUUCCAGAAAAUGGGAGCUGAAUUCUAAUUGGCUAAUCGCGGGAAAGGAAUGUGGUUCGAUUUUCAGCAGCCGUUACAGUGGAGAGCGUUGCGCGACGACACACUAAAAACGGCUGUGUAGCAAACUAAUAAUCUCCGUGAGAAGUAAAAAAUUCUGUAUGUUUGAAAUCGACUAAAACGAAAAUAUAUUUCUAACCUUAAAUUUUCAAUAGCCUUGAUAGAUUAUUUAAUAAAAACGUUAUAAAUGACUCAAAUUAUUCUUAAGUAGCGUCAGAAUGUUGCCUAAUAUCAUAUUUUGAUGCUAGGAAAUUUUGAUGUAUUUUCGUUCUUGCGAUCUUGAAAACUAACUCGUUUUCUCACCACCUGUCUAAGUGCAACUUCAUUCAAAAUUUGGACUUUUAGCGCUUUUUUGUAUAUCUCUGAAACGAUUCGAGCCAAUUUUUUAAAAAUCUCUUCACAUAAUCUUCAUAAUGUAUAUAAUAAGGUCUGAAACUUUCAUUAAGAUUGAUUCACUGCAACACCUUGAAAUUUCAAGACAAACCUAUUCUACUUCCCGGUCAAAAUUCUGCGUUACAACAUUCACUGUUUUGACGUUAUGCUAAUUUUCCCAAAAAUAAUGCGCACUAUACAUACCUCCAUGACUAGUACAUUUUAGUUUGAAUUUAUCGCAUCUUUUGAAUGUAAAACAUUGACAAUAAUCACACUGAAGUGUCUAGAUCUGGUCUAAAUCGCGCAAAACUAGGCGUUUAUCAGUUUCAUAGUUUUUUGCUUAUUGUUGUCAUAGUAAUAUCGAUUUUACUAAAACCCACAUUUUGAUAGAUUUCAAUCUAUAGUCAAUCAUUGGUGAAAAUUUUAUAGCGAUCAGACAAGGAUAAAAUCACUUUUAAAUCGAUUGAAAAGUAUCGGUAUGGCCUCUGAAAAACUGUAUCGAAAUACCCUAAGUCAUUUAAUUUUAACGCUUUCACGAACUGAGACUUUGGCGAAUUAAGGUAUUCAAAACUUUUGCGACGACAAUGGAACAUUAAUUUUAUGUGAUAAAACUGGAGCCGCCCAUGGUCAAAAUAAUAAACGUCAUUAGCUUCAAAAAAAUCAAAAUAAUACAACGUUCUGAAUCUUAAUUUUGGACGAAACAAACGAAACUCAAUGCUGUCCUCACUCGUAUUGUGCACGAGACAUCCGAUACACGUCAUAGUCACCGUCAAAUAGCAUAUUGUGUGUGAAACUGACUGUCGUAUAGACUGACCUUGAAUUUUGAACAGCAUUAUUGUUGUAACUUUAAGCUUGCCAUGCGGUCAUGUCGUAAAUGUAUGCGCGCGCAAGUCACAUGGUAGAGACUGUAUCUGAACAUUCUCGUCUCCAGAGCCCGUCGUUUCUUGGUCACGUGGUCGGGAAACGAGGGGCUCUGGAAGCAGUCGUUACCGGAUGUCAGAAAAUUUCUGACAUCCGGUCGCGCAUGUGCAGAAGUUGCAAAUAUCACUGCUCAUGCUCAUAACGGAUUUUUGUCCCUCACCGCUCCACUGGGGGAAAAAUUUUACUUCCUGAACUCUCUCCAGAGAGCGGCUUCUAUGGGAUGUUUUGAAAAUGCACCACUUCACUCAACUUGGAUUCACUGAUAAUUUGGAGUUAAAAGAAGACAGUAACAGAAACCGGCUGAACACACUGUUGUUUUGCAGAACUGAGACAAUUAACCGGCAGACUAUCGUCUGAGUUAUAUGAGUUUUUUUUUUUCAAUACGUUUGGCGAACAAAUACUGGGAAAGUAAUAUCGCGAAGAUCGAUAUAAUGCGGGAAAAGUCAAUCUAAAAAGGUAUCUUGUUCCAUGUCCUGCAACUGCUAUCUUACUUAUGAACACUUUUUGAAACGAAACCAUUCAUGUGUUGUGUUAGGAGAGUAAAAUAUAUAUUUCAUUUCACUCGAUCGAGCUGGUUGUGUUUUUUUCUAUGUUUAUUUCCUUUUGUGGUGUCGCAUGUCGUGGUUUUAAUUUUGCCCAUGAGCUUUUGUGUACAACACGUGUUAGACAACCGAAGGAUUUACGUCGAAACAAAUCAAUAUUAAUCAUUUUACCGACCCAGGGUAAAAAACAUAUAUUACAAGGUUUGUCCAGGAGAAGUGAGAGUCUAAUACACCUCCAUGGGCUUCCAUGCAAGGCAACUUUAUACAGUACUGAGUGAAUCAAAUUCCAGUUCAGUUUUCUCUGUAUAUCAACCCUAUAUAUUAAGAGAACCUGUACUCUGCCGCACUUUAGUACCCCCCCCAAAUAGAGUUAAAUAUAAAAAUGACGUAAAAAUCAAACACAUUUAGGAAAUUCUAGUAAAGAGUAAAGUGCGGUAAAAUAAAUAAAAUUGAUUUAAGAAAGAAAAUAUAAAGAAAAUAUAAAGGAAAAUGGCUGAAGAAGACUACAAUAAAUUGAGUUUAAUUCAACUAAAGCAAUUGUUGAAAAAUAAGAGAAAGAAGAAUAAGGAAAAUUAUAAUAAAAUGAGGGAGAAGUUAGUUAAGGAUAUUUUGAGAGAAGAUAAGAUUAGCGAGAGAAUAAAUAAAAAAGUAAGAAAAAAAGUAGCAUUAAAAAGGGUAAAUAAGCCUAAAAGACAUCCAAAACCAAAGAAAAAGCUUAAUUAUGAUGAAUAUUUUGAGGAGUGUAUCAGAAAUAAAACAAUACCCAAAGAUGCCCCUCUUUAUCUGCGUAAGGCAAUUGAGAGAGCUAUAAGAGAGCGUGAUCAGGGUCUAAUUAGAGAAAAAUCUGCUUUGGAAGGUUUUGCCAACUUGUAUAAGGUUAAGGGUGAACCUGGUUUACUUCCUUUACAAUUCUUUGCAAAAAAUAAGCAAUUACUUAAGGAGUUUUUUAGUAAUCAUAGAAAUAUUAAAUUUACUAUGGUUUUAGUUUGUAUGAUGGAACAUAGGUCAGGUGGGUUUAAAAUGGAGGUUAUACAAGAAGAUAAGGCUUAUUUUCUCUCAGAAACUUAUAUUAAUCUUAAGUCAACUGAUGUAAAAAAAGUAGUAACAGACGCAAUCCGCGAUAUUAUACAAAAGUUAAACGUAUACCAAUUGAAUGGGAGCGGAUGGUAUUUUAAGGAAGUUUUAUAUUUAGAGAUCCAUACUUAUAAAUAUAACCCAAUUAAAGCAUCUUCUUAUAUUCCUCUACCCGACUGGAUAAUGAGGAAAAAAAGCUAUUGUUAGUAUUAGAAACAAAGAUAAUAAAUGUUUUAUUUGGUCUAUAUUACGUUAUCUUCAUCCAAAGAAAAGGGAUGAUUGUCGUUUAUUUGAUCUUAAGAAAUACGAGAAUGAUAUAGUUAUACCAAAGGGAUUUAGUUUUCCAGUCAAAACUACUGAUAUUACAAAAUUUGAGAAUGCUAAUCCUGUUAUCCCAGGUAUAAAUGUGUUUUCAAUUGAUGAAAAAAGAGUAAUUUACCCAUUAAGAAUGGCUAAUAGAGAUCCCUCUAAAACAAUAGAUUUAUUUCUUUAUGAAGAAAAUGGUAAGUGGCAUUAUUCUCUAAUAAAACAUUUUUCCCGUUUAAUUAGAUCACAAAAAACUUCUAAUAGUAAUGCUAAAUUUUUAGUUUGUAAGAGAUGUUUUAAUCAUUUUACAUCUGAAUCACUGAAUCAAAGUUACAAAAACAUAUAAAUUAUUGUACUAACAAUGAGGCGGCUGUUGCUAAAAUGCCAACAGAAGGUAAAGAUGAUAUAUUGAAAUAUAAAAAUACUCACAAACAAUUUUUAGUUCCUUUUGUAGCUUAUGCAGAUUUUGAGUGUUUUACUAAACCAAUGAGUAGUUGUUCCCCAAAUCCUGAAGAUUCUUAUAAUUAUAAUUAUCAAAAACAUGAACCAUCAGGAUUUUGUUUAUAUUUUAAAGGAAUAGUUGAAACUAAAUUUGAACCAAUAUUAUACACCAAAAGAUAUGAAGAAGAGAAUUUAGCUAAAAUAUUUGUAAAAAAACUAGUAAUGGCAACUCAUAAAAUUUAUAAUGAAUAUUAUCGUAGACCAAAGCCAAUCAGGUUAACAAAAGAAGAUCAUUUAAAUUUUGUUGAAGCAAAAAUUUGUCAUAUUUGUAAAGAAGAAAUAACAGAAAGAAAAGUAAGAGAUCAUUGUCAUUUUACUGGUAAAUAUCGAGGAGCAGCCCAUAGUAGGUGCAAUUUAAAGGCAAGAAAGCCUUUACUUCUUCCAGUUAUAUUUCAUAAUCUUCAGGGUUAUGAUGCUCAUCUUUUUAUAAAAGAGCUUGCUGCUUUGAGAGGUGAUUUUAGUUGUAUACCUUCAACUGAAGAGAAGUAUAAAUUUGAUGAAUAUAUUUGUCGUAAAAGUGGAAGAAUGAGGCAUUUGAAGUUUGAAAUACGUUUCAUAGAUUCAUUUAAGUUUCUUCAAACAUCACUUGCUAAUCUUGUAUCAAAUUUGCAACCACAGGAUUUUAUUAAUACCAAAGAAAUAUUCAAGGAAAAUACAGAUUUACUUACACGAAAAGGUGUCUUUCCUUAUGAUUAUGUUUCAUCAAUUCACAAAUUAGAUGAAAAACAGCUUCCAUCUAAAGAAGAAUUUUAUUCUAAAUUAAAUGAUGAGAAUAUAUCAGAUGAAGAUUACCAACACGCAUUGAAUGUAUUUCAUACAUUUAAUUGUAAGUCAAUAAGAGAUUAUCACGAUCUUUAUCUUAAGUCUGAUGUAUUACUUCUGUCAGAUGUCUUUGAAAACUUUAGAAAAACUUGUCUUAAACAUUAUAAGUUAGAUCCUGCUCAUUAUUACACAUCUCCAGGCCUUGCUUGGGAUGCUUGUCUCAAAGAAACACAACAGCAAUUAGAGUUAUUAACUGAUUACGAUAUGUUAAUGAUGGUUGAAAAAGGUAUUCGUGGUGGUAUAAGCCAUAUAUCAAAAAGAUAUGCAGAAGCAAACAAUAAAUACAUGAAGGAUUAUAAUCCAGAUAAGGAGUCAGUUUAUAUUCAAUAUUUAGAUGCGAAUAAUCUUUAUGGAUGGGCGAUGUCUCAACCACUUCCAACUCAUGGAUUUAAAUGGAUUGAAAAUCUAACAAAAGAAAAAGUAAUAGAAAUUCUUAAUAAAGAAAAUAGCGAAAACGGUUUUUUGUUUGAAGUAGAUUUACUCUAUCCUCGCGAUUUGUGGAAAUUACAUGAUGAUUAUCCUUUAGCUCCAGAGAAGAAGAAGGUAAAAAAUGUUGAAAAACUAUUUUGUGAUUUUAUACCAAAGAAAAACUAUGUAGCUCAUUAUCAAAAUCUUAAACAGUAUUUAAAAAUGGGAAUAGAAAUAACAGCCGUUCAUCGAGGCAUAUCUUUCUUUCAAUCUGCUUGGAUGGAACCUUAUAUUAGGAAGAAUACAGAAUUAAGAAAGACAGCAGCUAACUCUUUUGAGAAAGAUUUUUUCAAACUAAUGAAUAAUUCUGUAUUUGGGAAAACAAUAGAAAAUAUAAGAAAAAGACAAAAUAUAGAACUAGUUGAUAAUUGUAAGAAAGCUUUAAAACUAGUAAACCAACCUAAUUUUCAACGAGCUACAAUAUUUGAUAAGCAUUUUAUAGCAGUUCAUAAGAAAAGACCAGAAGUGAAAUUUGAUAAACCAGUUUAUGUAGGACAGGCUAUUUUAGAUUUGUCUAAAACUCUAAUGUUUGAUUUUCACUACAACUAUAUUAAGAAUAAAUACAAAAAUAAAGCAGAAUUGCUGUUUACUGAUACAGAUUCCCUGAUGUAUGAGAUAAGAACAGAUGAUUUUUACAAAGAUAUAUCACAAGAUAUAGAAUCCAAGUUUGACACAUCUGAUUACCCAAAAGAUCAUCCUUCUGGUAUAUUAACAGGAGUAAACAAAAAAGUUAUGGGAAUGUUCAAAGAUGAAGUAGCAGGAAACCAAUUAACUCAUUUUGUUGGUCUUCGUCCUAAACUUUAUUGCUUUAAGGUAGAGGGCGAUAAAAUAACCAAAAAAUGUAAGGGAAUGAAGAAGAAUGUUGUUAAAAAAGGUAUACAAUUCGAAGAUUAUGUCAAGUGCUUAUUUUCAGGUGAAAAACAGAUGAGAAAGAUGAAUAUUAUAAGGAGUGAAAACCAUGAUAUUUAUUCUAAAGAAGUUAAUAAAAUAGCACUUAGUAAUGACGACGAUAAGCGCAAAAUAUUAGGGGAUCAAGUACAUACUAAAGCUUUAAGGCCUCCUAGUAAAUUAGUAUAAUGAUAAAAAUAAAAUAAUGAAUUACUCUCAAGAAGAGAUCCAAAAAUAUUUAGAAAUAUUAGAGAGUAAUAUUAAAAAUAAACCUGAACCCGAAAUACCCUCCAUUAACAACAUUAUUGAUAGCAGGGGGGUUUUGGGGGGGCAAAGCCCCCCAUAUGUUGUGGCAAUCCUCAUUUUACUAUUUGGAGUGGUUAUCGUUUUUGUGAAAAUUGUUGUACAACUUCUGGUCAUGUUUUAGGUUAUUUUGAUACUAAAGAAUAUGAUAGAUUUCAUUUUCAGAAGAAGAGUGUAUAUCAACCUAAAUAUUAUUAUGAAAAGAAAGUAAACCAGAUCUCAAAUAAAAUUAAUCUUUCCGAUGAGGAAAAGUCUUUAGUUUAUGAUAAAUUGAUUAAAAUUGAUGAAAAAAUAAAGGAACAGCUAAACAAUCAGUUUGGUCGUAAGAGGUUAAUUAAUAUUUUGUAUUUAAUAAAGAAAAUUUUAGAGGAAAUGGGAUCUGAUAAGAGUGAAGAAAUUAUUUUAAAAAUAGGUAAGAAAACUUUAGAGAAUUAUGAUGAUUGGUGGGAAAACUAUGUAAAUAUGAGAAACUAAUUCUAUAUUAAUUUUAAUAUAGAAUUAAACCCUUGCAGCAGGGGGGUUUUGGGGGGACAAGGUCCCCCCAUUAUGCGACACCGUUUUUAAAUGACCAGAAUAUUAUUCCAAGUAAAUAACCAAGUACUUCUGAUUCCUUAAAUGGAGAAUUCAUAACGUAAACACUUCCUCUACCUAAUCUAUAUUUUUUAUAGAAAGAUUUGAAUGCUAAAUUGAAUAUCAAGUGAUUAGCUAUCACAGGCGAAUUUGCCAUUAGAGAGUAUCUAUCUCCAGAUAGAUUGUAUAUAAUUUGGCUUAGAUCAAGUUUGUUACUAAAAUUCUCAGCGUACAAAUACUGGUAAACAAGGCAAGCUUUAAUAAAAUUAUCGGGGUAAAAUUGUGUUUUAUAAGCUGGAAAAUGAGUGUUAACAUAAUCAACAAUUUCUUGUAUCAUUUUAUAUUAUCUUUAGAUUAUUUGCAGCUUCUUUUACAAAUUUUUUAUUAUACCUACUAGAGAAUCUAUCAGCGAUUGGUGAUUGAUCAAUUAUCAUUUCAUCUAUCAGCUUCAUUCUAUCUACGAAUUCGUCUUUGUUAAACUCAUCUCCUCUUAGAGCUGCUCUCAAUUCAACAAGUGUUUUUUCAUAUGUUGUAUAAGCUAUCCUUGAUAACUCUAUUUUUUUCUUGUAAUUUGUAUUCUUCCCCACACCAGCCAUUAUAACUCCAGCUCCAUUUACUACCCCUAGAAUAACUGGGUUCAAAGUUAUACCUCCUGUAAUAGUACCUAUAGCAACUAAGCAUAUGCCAGAAAUUGUAAAUACAUCGUCAAGAAAUUUGUAACUCUUAUAACAUUUCUUAAAACACCAAAAUUUCUUGUGGUAGUGCCUAUAAAAAUCUUUUAUAGUUUCUAUUUCUGUUUGAGAAAGAGAUUUAUCUAUGUGAUUAAAUUCAAAGAUAUCUUUUACUUUAUCCUUCAUUUUAUUAAAUUAUUAUAUUAGUGGCGGCGUAGCCAAGGGAAAGGGGUGUUAGGGGAAAACCGUAGGUUUUCCCCUUAUACUACAUAAGAACCGUUUAACUUUUCUUGAAUCAUUACUUUAUGAUAUUGCUCAGAGUCAAAGUCGUAAAAGUUUGGAGAGUACAUUAAUUUAUUUAACACUCCAUCUUCAGUUGUAAACUUCCAACGUUGAUUAACAUUAUAAAAAACAGCUGGUAUAGUUAAUGUUCCGCUAUAGUUACUUAUUUUAACUUUUGUAACAUUUGAAUUAAAAUUUUCUGUUAGCCAUAAUACAAUUAUUUUUCCACUAAAUUCACUUAGCAUGGUAAAAUUUUGAGUUGCUCUAUUGAUAGUUAAAGUUACUUUAUUGUUUGUUUUAUCAUAGUUUAAUUUUACUAAAAUAUUAUUAUUUGUUGAUAAAUAUUUAGUUAGGGUAAAACUCCUAUUUCUCCAAUGAGUAAAAACAAUACAUAAAGUAGAUUUCGAAGAAUGUGUAGGAGAAAAAGUAACAUCGUAACCAUUAACAUGUAAUCCAUCUUUUUCUAUUUCAUCUAGGUCUUUAUUAGGUGGUUGUGUAAUAUUAGGCUUUACAGAAUUAAUAAUAACUCCAGAUGAACCUAUAUUUAUUCCAUAACUAUCCGCAUGAGUAAAGUCAUAGACCUCACUAAAGUAUAAUCUAUACAAAGCAUUUUUAGUAAAAGGAGCUACUUCUUUUACUAAAGCGACUGUCGCGGCACUAUUAUCAUUUUGUCGGUCAAGUUUGAUAUUUGUAAUUUCUUUUUGAUUUGCAUUUAUAUCAACAUUGUACACCACUUCUGUUGGUUUGAUAUCAUAUGCGGUGUGAAAGUCAUAAACUUUAUCUGGAUCGAUAUUGCUAAUUGUUCCUACAAUUCCGUAAGCAAUUAUGUAAACUCCUGUAAACUGAUUAGGAUAAAAAGCCAGAUCAAUUCCAUCUUGUGGAAUAUUAACCAAAAUGUGAAGAAAGAACUUAUUACCAGUUGACAACUUCCGGAAAUUAACUAUUAUUCUGUGAUAAUACAUAAAUUUUGGAGACCCAUUUGAUUGUAUAUACCUAUGGUAGAGUUUCCUUAUACUAACAUUUCCAAUUGAUAAUCCUGUUGAACUUCCUUUGUCUACGCUAAUUUGGGACUUAUGCCAUAGAGCGUAUUCAGAGUUAAGUAUUUCCAAACAAAGUGUGUAAUCAGUAUUUUUAGUUAACCUGUAAAAGUUGAUUCCCAUUUUAUACUUGUAACCACCUUGAGAAUAUUUGUUUAUCCCCAUUUUAAUAACUUUAUGGUUAUAAUCGUGAAAAUUUCCAUUUUUUGGUCCUAAAUCUCCUAUACUUUUUAUAACAAAACUAGUUCUGGUAUCUAUUUCAUCAGUCCAUUGAGAUGCGCUUGUCAUUAGAUAAGCAAACUGGUUGUUGUAAUGACUUGGUUGAACUGUGGCAUGUUGAACUAGAUUAUCAACAUAACUUUUUGUUGUGGCUUCAUUACCUUGAGUAGGAGUUCCUAAGUUUUCUAUUUUAUUUCCUCCCAUAUUUAGAUCAUCUUUUAAUGUGCCACUAAUUACAAUAUUUGGUGUGUUAAUUUCUAUUCUACCAAGUGGUUUAGUAAUUGCUUUUGGUAGAUCAAAAAAUACUCUGCAAGUUAUAGCAGAGUGAUUGUUGUUAUUAUGAGUUCGUAGUUUUACUCCUGACAUAUUGUAGUUCCAGGACUUGUGGAUAUUCAAUGACCAUGUGCCAGUUCGAUUUCCACUAACCCAAAAGACAGAAUUGGAAUGGAAACUGCCUCUUGGGAUAAAAAACAAAAAGUCAACGUUUAUAUUUCUCGAUCCAAAUUGAAAUUCUAUUUUGUUAAUGUAUGUGUUAGCAGUUGGAGCAAAUGAAGCAAGUGCUUGACCAGGUGCUGAUGUAGUUAAAACAAAAUCAGCAGGGGGGCUUUGGGGGGGGGCACUCCCCCCACUGAUAUAUUGUAGAUACAUUGUUGUAGGUCUAGCUGGUGGAGUUAUAUUGAAAACACCAAUUUGGGCUUCUCCAGAAUGAUGAUCAAGCCUUUCUAUUUGUUUACGUACCCAUCCUCGAUUAGCAGCUUGUUUAUCUGUGGUGGGGUCACUGAGAUUAUCUAUUUCAUGGCUGUUAAGAUUUAAGUUACCUGUCAUUGCAACAGUGCCAUCUUUUUCCAAAUAAUCACUUAGAUCUGGGGCCCCAGUAUUAUCAUCAACAUACUUUUUGGUUGCAGCAUCUGUGUCUGAUGUUGGUGGUCUUAAAUUAAUUAUGCGUUUGUUGUCCAUGUUUAGAUUAUUAGUCAUUGUAGAUGAACCAUCACGGGCAACAUACUUUAAAUCAGUAAAAGCUAAUGGUGUUGGUUGUUUGGGCCCCGUUGGAGUAGGUAAAUUGAAUAUUCUAUUGUUGGCCAUGUCUAGACUUCCUUUCAUUGCAUCAGUCCCAUCUUUUUUAAGAUAAUUAGCUAGUUCUUGUUUUGUUGCUGCAGAGCUCAUUGUAUUUGUUACUUUUGUAUCAACAUAGGAUUUAUUUGCUGCGUCAUCAUUAUCUGUUGGUGCGCCAACUUUAACCAUUUUAUUAUUAUCCAUAUUAAGAUUACUUUUCAUUGGGUAGGAACCAUCUCUAUCAAGAAAUGUAUUGUCUACAUACUCUUUAGUAGGUGGUUCUUUUCCAUCCAGUGGUGUGCUAAGAUUUGUAAUUCGGUAUUAUUUCUUCAUAUCAAUGUUUGAAUCAACUGUCAAUCCUGAUGUUUUGGGAGAACCACUGGAAUUAUCAUCAACAUACUUUUUAGUAGCAGCAUCAGUAUUAUUACUAGGUGCUCCUACAUUUGUGAGUUUCUUUUUAUUCAUAUCAUAAUUACCAUCUGCGUUUAGACUAAAUCCAACUCCUGGAGCGCCAGGAAUACCUUUAGCAAAAGGAUGAUCAAAAGAUUGUUCGUUAAAUAUUCCCAUUUUAUUUAUUGUUUACAUAAAAAGCAGAGCUCACAAUCCCCCUAGCAGGGGGGUUUUGGGGGGGUGCAACCCCCCCAUCCGUAGGUUCCCCUUAUAUGUUCUCAUUAAAGUUUAUUGCUAAACGUUUUUUUGGUUUAUCAACGUAUAGAAAUGAAUAUUGUUUUUUAGUUGCUGCCCUAUAUGAUUCUUUAUUAACUCCCAACUCAGAUGAUAUUCUGUUUGCUUCCCUCGAUGAUGGAAAUUCAUACAGACAAUAGUGAGAACAAUUCAACCGGAUAUCCUUUGGAGUUUUAUAAAAUGAUUGACUGAGGUAGAUUACAGAGCAAUUCUUAUGUCGUCCUUGAAUGAAAUAAUCUAUUAACUGUCUCUGGUUUUUAUCACAGACGUAAUCAUCAAAUAUUACAAGUUUUUGAUUGUCUUCGUAAUCCAUUUCUGUAACCGGGAUUAUUUCAUUGUUACUAACAUUAAGUAUUUCAUAUCCUAGUUUAGAAGAUAACUCUCUCAUUUUCUGAAUUAGCUUUUGAUACUUAUCCUGUUCUAGAUUUCGAGCGUAAAGAUAAAUCUCAUCGUAAUACAACAACGGUUUGAUUAACAUAUGAUACAGCAGAUUAGUCUUACCUCUUCCACUAUUUCCGCAUAUCAACAUACGAAAUGUGUCUGAUGGCAUGUAAGGAUACAGCUGUUUAUAUUUUUUAUCAAUGUCAUCGGUACUAUCAUAGUUUGGUAUUUCCAUUUUAUAUAUUGAUUAAAUAAUUUUUGUAGCAGGGGGGGUUUGGGGGGAUGCAAUCCCCCCACAAGGGAGGGGUGUUAGGGGAACCGUAGGUUCCCCUUAUAUUUUUAUUUAAUCAAUAGAUAAAAUGGAUAUAGAAGAAGCCAAAAAAUUUGCGAGAGAUAAGAUUGCAGCAGAUGAUAUGUUACUGCAAGUAAGAAAUGUUAUAAAAGAAACAAAAUGGCAAAAACAAGAUAUGAGAGAGGGAUUUAAAGAAACAUUUAAACCACUUAUUAAAUCUCAAGAUAGCAUUAAAAAAAGUAUCGAUGAGCAACAAAACGCAACUAUAGAACAACUUAAAAAAAAUCAACUUGCUCUUACACAAGGUCUUAAUCAAAACAGACUUGCUAUAACUGAAGGAUUUGAUAAACUUGACGAAGUAAAAAAAUGGGAUUUGGCUCAAUUACCUGGUUUUGAGGCGAUUGAAGAGUCUAAAGAAGAUGAUGGUGUUUUACCCUCUACAUCAGAGGAAGGACCAAAAAUAGCAAAAUUUACACCUGAAGACCUCGAUAGAAAUUUAAUGAAUAAAGAAGCACAAGAUAUACUAAAAUCGAAUGGUUAUGAUAAUCUUCCUUCUGAGUAUUUUGAAGAGGAUGUUUCUACUAUUGAUAAAUUAAUCGAGGAUGUUAAUGAAGAUUUAGGAGAGACUAGUAAAGCAAUAAAAAAUACCGCAGUUUUUGAACAUGAUUCAAACGGUUAUUUUAUAGCUAAACCAGUAAAUAAAAAUCCACGUGAAAACACAAAAAAUUUUAUAAAAAAAUAUAACACAUUAAGCAUAUAUGCAACAAAUUUAAGUAAUCUUAAGUAUUACAAAACAAAAUCUGGCUCUGGAAUGAUUUACUUUAACAACCCACAUCAACUUCUAGACAGACUUGAACUACUCGGUGGAUCAAUUCUAGCUGGUAAUAACGGUGUGAUAAAUGAGUUUUCUCAAAUAGCUCAUCUUCUAAACCAAAUGAAAGUGAUCUCAAAAAAACAACUUAACGAUUUACUAAAAAAAUACCUAGUAUAAGGGAAAGGGGGUUAUGGGGGAAAACCGUAGGUUUUCACCCAUUAUGUAAACAGAAGAUAAAAUGGAAGAACGAGCUAUUCAUAUUUCUUCAAUAAAUAGGGAAAAAAGAGGAACAAGCAGACCUGGUGAUUUUACUAUUAAGUUUAACCCAUCUCUGAAACUUGAUCCUGAUAAGAAACAUCAACUUGCUCUUGAUCGAUUGUCAAUGACUUACUCAUGGUACAACAUUAGAAGUGAUUAUGGAAACAAUAAGAUUAAAUACACUCAUGAUGGAUCCGCCUGGCAAACAAUUACUUUUGUAGAUGGAAUGUAUUCCUACUCAGAUAUCAAUGAUUACAUUCAUCAGUACAUGGACCAAAAGUCUCACCACGCAACAGAUUCUAAAGGAGUAAAAAAGUAUUCAAUCAAUCUAACUUUUAUACUAUCCACCUAUCGAGUGUUAGUAUCACUCGAUGGUGAUUAUCAACUUGAUCUUAGAGGAACAGAAUUUGGAGACCUGAUUGGAUUUGAAAAGAAAGUUAUUACAAAAACAGAGUAUGGAUCAAAACUACCAAAUAUAACAAAUUCGAUUGAUGUGUUAAAUAUCAACACAACGGCGAUAACUGAUAGUAUUGUAAAUGGAAUAAAUACUAAUACCGUUGCUGUGAUACCAACUGAUAACCUCACAAGGUCUUAUCCAUUUACUUUCGAACCUAAAAGACCAUUGUAUUGCCCUGUCUCUUCAUUUCACAUUGAUGAAAUGAGAAUCUAUGUGACAGACUCACUUGGAAGACCAGUAAAUUUCAACGGUAUAGAUUGGUUUAUGACUUUGAUACUCCACUCUAUGUAAUGGGUGGGGGAACCUACGGUUCCCCCAAAACCCCCUCCCUUGGCUACGCCGCGUUAAUAUAUAACUAUUAUAAUAAAAUGACGCGACAAUCAGAGUAUAAAAAAAGAUUUGACCCUGAAUUGGGCAGAUUUACAAAACAACACGUUUAUGGAGAAGGAAUAACAGAUGUUUUAAAAUCGUUUGGUUCAAAAUUAUUUGGAAAUACAGUAAAAUCUGCUGCUAAAAAAGGAGCUAAAAAAGCAGUGACAGCAGCUGCAACAAAAACCGGUGAAUAUGCUGGUAAAAAGGCUGGUGAUAAGAUAGUGCAAAUGUUAUCAAAAGGGAGGGUUGCGAGCCCUGCGGGCAGCCCCCGAAACCCCCCUGCUAAAAAAGUUACUUUUAAACCAGUUCCAAAAAAUACUCAACAAGAUAUAAAUCGAAGAGUGAAUGCCAUUUUGAGCGGGGGUAAAAUUAUAUAAUUAUUAAAAUAAAAUGAAGUCCUUUAGAAAUCCAGAAUUUUUAGAAAGAUAUGAAGAUGUUGUUUUUGACCUUGAACAGGCUUUAGCCACACCUGGAAAUAAUGCUCAUCAAACUAAAACAGAACAUAGAUUUGUUGCUGAUAACACAGGUGAAGCAACUCCAUUUGAUUGGUAUAACGCGCGAUUUUCAGUAGAUUUCAAAGUUAAUCAGCUAGCUGCUGGAGCUAAUAUAGAUGCUGAUGGUGACCAGAUGGGAAUAGUAAAUGGUAGUAAUUCUCUUGUAGAAAAAUUAACCAUCCUAGCAAAUGGACGAGAUGUUUACAGUUGCAACUAUGCUAAUCAUAUUGUAAAUAUCAAAAAUUUGCUUGAGUAUAAUUCUUCCUAUGUUGAGAGUGUAGCUACAAAUGAAUUUUACUAUCUUGAUACAACAAGACACGCUGAAAGACAAAAGUUUACCAGCGGAAAUGUAAGAAAUGCCGCAGGUGAUGGACAAACAGCAGCACUUUUAACCUCUGUAGCUAAUUAUAACAAAGGUUUUGCUGUGAGAAAAGCAUUACUAGGCGACUCAGCAACAGUGCGAUGUGAUAUUCCCCUCAACAGAUAUUCUUUCUUUGAGGCAUUGGAGGAUAAACUUCUUCCAAAUACAAAAAUUGAAAUAAAAAUUGAACUAGAAUCGGAUGACAAUCUCAUCUGGCGAGCUGGCGGAAAUGAUUGUAGAGUUAUACUAACAAGAUUACAACUAUUUGUCCCAAGAAUAACAUUUAGCAAAAAAGGACAAGACAUAUACUUGAAAAAUUAUCUCAAGCCAUACAAAUGGAAGUAUCUUAAUGAAGUAGUAGAGCGAUCAAAUAACUCUCAACAGCAAACAGGACAAUUCAGAAUUACAAAUGCUAUCUCAAAACCUCGCCAUGUCUUUGUUUUUGCAAUUAACACAGCUAAUAUUGAAUCACAAACAGCAAAUCCAUUUUUAUAUAACACUUUUAAUUUACCAAACAAUGCUAAUAUAUCUCGAUGUUAUCUCGAGGUAGGAAAUGGAAAUGAAUACCCUGAUAUUCACUUUAAACCAGCUACAGAUCCAGCUAGAGUGUUUCGAGAAGUAAUGUCAUACGUAUAUGCAAAUAAUGACUUUCAAGGCGGAACACUUCUCACUAGAACAAAUUUUGAAAAUUUAUUUCCUUUUGUUUAUUUUGAUCUUACAAAACAAAAAAUAGAUAUCAAAGAUGGAGUUACAAAACUCGCAUUUCACUAUGAGUUAUCUGCUAAUCCAAACGCUGAUUAUAAUAUUUACGCUCUGGUGCUUCAUGAGCGAGAGGCAGAAAUAGAACAACAAGGAGGAAAACUAUUGCUUAGAGCUUAAACUAAAUCAAAAGUUCAACUACAUAAGCGAAUUGAUAAAAAGUCAUGUGGUAAAACAACAAAUACUUCAAGAGUUAAACUUGAUUGAUCCAUUUCUUGUGACGAUCCUUCCUUCAAAGUAGGAGCAGCGCCGUAUCGCAUAUUUAAUCGAACUUUCACGAGAAUCAUAAAUUUUAAUAAGAAAAAACAAUAGGUUUAUCACGUGUAAAACAAAAGAACACAUUCCGGAUUACCCUAACAACGAACAAAGCCUAAUAAAGUUUUCAAGUUUACUUUUCAAACAUUAAGUUGCUAGGGUAAUCCGGAAUGUGUUCUUUUGUUUUACGCCUGGGGGGAUUGCAUCCCCCCAAAACCCCCCUGCUUCUAAUGACAAAGCAAUUUUUACAAUUAGAUUUUGAAGAUAAAAUCUAAUUAUAUCAAACGGGGAAACCCCCUCCCUUCGUACCGCCGCGUGAGGUUACACGUGGGGGAAAACAGCCCCCAUAACCCCCUUUCCUUGUCUACACCACGUAAAAUAAGAAUUUACAUAGAAAAAGGGAAGGGGUUUUGGGGAAACCGUAGGUUUCCCCAUAAUUUAAUAUAAACAUUAAAAUAAAAUGUCUAAUUAUAUGGAAUACGGAGUAAAGCUUACAGAUGGCCAAAAGACAAAACUGGCUUCCGCAAUAAUAAAUCAGUCACCUUUGACUCUUCGGUUAAAACAUUCGCAUCUUAGAGGACAUGAUGAGUUAAUGUUGACAAAAAGACAGAUUGCCAAAAUAAAUAAAUCUAUUGCAAAUGGCACACGAUCAGAUAUAAAGAUAAGUAAAACUCAAAUUAGAAAAUCUGUAAAACAUGGAGGAAACUUAUUUACAUCACUUGCUUCUAUUGGAGCAAAAGUUCUUCCUUACGCUAUAAAAGGAUUAAGUAAAGCUGUUCCCGCAUUAGCUACAGGAGCUGCCACUGCACUUGGUGAACUUGGUAUAAAUAAAAUAUUUGGAAAAGGACAAAGAGGAGGAGCAAUGGAUUUAGCCAGCCUAUAUGAAAUAGCGAGAAAAGGAAUACCAAUUCCAGCAGCUGCAUUAACUUUGCUUCCAAGUAUAAGUAAUGCUUUUAACAAAUCACAGUUGAACCAAAUUAGCAGAGCUAUGCAAACGGGUAGAGGAUUUACUAUAAAACCAACUAGAAAACAAAUAGAAGGAGGAUUUUUAGGUACUCUUGCUUCUAUUGGGAUACCAAUAGCAGUUAGUUUAGUAUCUAAGAUGCUUGGUGGGGGGCUUCAGGUUGAUAGACGAGGGUCAUCUAAUACAGCAAAUGUUUACGUGCCACACACACAUGGAGAAGGUUAUCCGUAUCAACCUCCUCCCUUUAUUGGCACAUGGGGAAACCCCAUAGGAAUGGGGGCUCCGAGUAAAAAAAAAAAGACCAAGACCAAAGGAAAAGGGCUACUACUAGGAAAAAACAGCCCAUUCAACUCAAUUCCAAUAAUAGGCUCCAUUUUAUAAUAGGGGGAGUGCCUCCCCCCAAAACCCCCCUGCCCUUUGUGAUUAAACCUCUAUCAAACUUUGACCUUAUGGAAUGGAUAAAAAGACUUGGUAUUAAACAUUUCAGAGGAAUAUAUAGUCGUGAUGGUUUACCAAAAAAGAUUAGAAAAGAAUGUGGUAUAAUUAAUCUGGAUGAUAUAACAGGGCCAGGAACACACUGGGUUUGUUACCGUAAUAUAGAUGGUUCAUAUGAGUACUUUGAUCCAUUUGGGUUGAUAAUGCCAAAUGAAGUAUUAAAGUAUUUUAAAACAGGUCCUGUAAAACGUAUAGUUUACUCUAUGGACGAAAUACAAAAUAGAAGUACUGUUUUAUGUGGAUAUUGGUGUUUGUAUUAUUUAUUAGAGAGACAAAAGGGUAAUAGUAUUUUAGAUAUAAUACAUAACCCUCAUUUUGACAACGACAACAGUGACUUUAUCAAGUCAUACUUUAUGGGGGGAUUGCGAGCCCCCAAAACACCCCUGCUGCAGGUAAUAUAAAAAUAAUAUUUUAAUAAAUAUUAUUUUUUUAAUCCUACUUUCCUUGCUCUUCAUUCUCCUCUUCAAUUGGAGCAUUCUUCUGUGAUUUAAGACUAUCAACUUUUUUAUUUAAAAUUUUAAAUAUAAUUUCCAUCCAAAAUUUAGCCUCUUUUCUACUUACUUCUGCAUAUAAAGGUUCAUUUUUUUUAAUAUCAUCAAAAAUACUAUUAAUUUCAUUUCGAAUUUCAUUCUCGUAAUCAACUAUUAACUGUUUAUCAAUAUCUUUAACAAACCUGUCUUCCAUUUUUUAAAUAACUAAAACCUUUAACCCAUUUUAAAACACUAUUCAUCUUCCUCGUCUUCGUCUUCCUCUUCAUCUUUCUCUUCAAUAGGAGCGUCAUCCGGUGCAUUCUUUAGCUGUUUAAGUCCAUCAACUUUUCUAUUCAAAAAUUUAACACUUUCAACCACAUCAUCAAAUUCCGCGUAAAUGUCUAUAAGGCGCCUAAGUUUUUUAUUUUUAUCUAAAUUUAACUUCAACCAAGAGUAUUCCCCAUUUUUAAUUUUUUCCCACAUCUCUCUCUCACCAGCCAUAAGAAUUCUAGAAAGAUCGUCAUUUUUUGCUCUUAGAAUCUCAAACUCAUGAUUUAUUUUUGUCCUUAAUUCUUUCUCAAAAUCCUUGAGAGUUUUAACAUUCAUUUUUUUCUUUAUCUCGGUAAAGAAUUUAGCUUCCAUUUCUAUUAUAUAAUUAUACAAACAUAUAAUUUCCUUUUACUAAAUUUUUAAGCGUAUUUGAUUUUUCACUUAUUUCCAUAUUAAGGGAAAACCUACGGUUUUCCCCUAACACCCCUUUCCCUUAAAGAAACAAAUAAUUGUUUCUUAUUAAAUUUUUAAGUGUUUUUGAUUUUUCACUUAAAUCCAUAACAACUUCAAAUACUUUUACAAACUUCUCCCCAUUUGAGAGAUUUGAUAAAUCAACGUAUUCAAAACUAGUAUUUAAAUCAUCAUAAAUUUUCUUCAAUUCUGUUUUAACAAAAUUUGAUCUUGUACUCAUUUAAUAUAUACUAUAGAUAAAAUGAAAGAGUCUUAUUGCAUUGUAGAUAAAAGAGUAACUCCUUGUAUAGAACCAAGUGGUUACCAAAAAGAUAAACGAGGAAGAACUCAAUUCUUCUGUAGAUGUGCUGUAUGUGGAAAUAAAAAAGUUAGAUAUGUAAAGACGGGAAAAUCACAGCUUCCCCCAAACUGGUAAGCCCGUCAGAGAUGGCGGGCGGUAAUUUAUUAGAAGGAUUAAAUCUUGUUAAAAAAGGAAUAAAUGUUGGCCAAACAAUAUCAGAGACUUUAUUUCCCCAAACAAAGCCAAUGUUUAAAGAUUAUUGGUCUGGUGAUAUAGCAAAAGGUGUUGUCAAUAAUGAAGACGGAAUAUUUACGAGUAAUUUCUGGACAGGUGAUACUACAGUAUUUAGAAGUGGAGGUAAAAAGUUUUAUUUCAAAGAAGGAAAUCCCAUAAUGAUAGUCAAAAAAGACGGAAAACAAAUUGGUUAUGCUCAUGUUAGAGACUUUUUUAAAGGUGGGUUAGGUACUAACAAAAUAUACAAAUCUAUAGCGGAUAUCAAAAAAGUAUAUGGCAAUGAUCUAAUGGGUAGGGGAGUUUUUGAUACUGUUGUUGGUACGGCAGUUGAUGGAUUUGUUCAUCACGGUUUACCUUGGAUGGGUAAAAAAGCAUUUGAAAUGGGAAGGUAUUAUGGGUCGGAAGCACUUAGAAACCCUAAAUUACAAAAAAAGGCAAUAAAUUACGCUUUGGACAAAUUAAACCCAAUGAUACAAAACGUGGGUUCUCAAGCUUUAGACCAAUUAUCAACCAAAAUAAGACCAAAGAAAAAAUACAAAACAAACAGAAAAGAUCUCGAUGGUGGGGGUAUAGAUAUCCAUAAACAGAUUGGUAAAUUGCCAAAACCAAAAAAAGGAUGGACUCUGCCAGGACAUAAAUAUACCGGUCCUUAUAAUGAUCUAGAAAACCAAGUAAGAUACGACCCAGUAACUGGAGAAAUAUUAGAAAUUUAUGAUCAACCAACCGGAGCGACUGAUGCUGUGGCUAUGCAACAUGACGUAGAUUAUAGUGUUUGUGGUGAUGAUAGAAAGUGUAAAAAUAAAGCUGAUAGAAAGAUGGUAAAAUCUUUAGAUGCUAUUCCUUGGAAAGAAAGACAAUGGGGGCAUACUUUAGCUAGAACAAUAAUAAAUACCAAACAAAAACUUGGAAUGGGGGCAAAAAACGUAAAACGGCGUUGAGUGGUGAUUGGUCUCAACAAUUAGCCGACGAACUUCACAAACCAAUCACAAGAAACUUUCAAAAGAGGCGAGUAAUCUCAAAUGGAAUUGAUGAUAUCUGGGCUGCUGAUUUAGUUGAAAUGCAAAAGUUUAGUAAGUGGAACAAAGGGAUAAGGUAUCUUUUGGUGGUUAUUGAUGUGUUUAGCAAGUAUGGAUGGAUUAGAGUUUUAAAAGACAAAAAAACUGAAAGUGUAAGUAAAGCAUUUGAUGACAUAUUAAAAAGUAAACGUAAACCUGAAAUGUUAUGGACUGAUAAAGGUUCUGAGUUUAUCAGUAAACAUUUCAAGGAUUUUCUGAAAAGAAAUGGAAUAAGUUUAUAUCACACUCAAAACGAGGAGAAAUCUAGUAUUGUUGAGAGAUGGAAUAGAACAAUGAAAGAAAGGAUGUGGAAAAUGUUUAGUAUUAAUAACAACACUGUUUACUGGGAUAAGUUAGAUAAACUAGUUGAUAAUUACAAUAAUUCGAGACAUUCUAGUAUAAAAAUGACUCCUGUUGAAGCAAGUAAAAAGAAAAAUGAAAUGAAAGUUUGGUCUAAUUUAUACGGUGAUUUAAUCUACUUGAAACCUGGUAAACCAAAGUUUACAAUUGGAGAUAAAGUUAGAAUUUCUAAAUAUAAGAGAAAGGUAUUUGAUAAAGGCUACACUCCAAACUGGACUGAGGAGAUAUUUGUUAUUGAUAAAGUUAAUGUAACAAAACCUAUUACUUAUAACAUAGUUGAUCUUAUGGACGAAGAAAUUAAGGGUUCUUUUUACGAGCAAGAAUUACAAAAAGCAAAACAAGAGACAUUUAGAAUAGAAAAAAUUUUAAAGAGCGAUAAUAAUAAAAAAAUAGCAUUAAUAAAAUGGAAAGGUUAUCCAGAUAAAUUUAACUCAUGGAUAAGUUUUAGGGAUUUGGAAAUUUUUUAAUAUGGCGGGAUUGCAUCCCCCCAAAACCCCCCUGCUUUUUUAAUACAAAUAAUAUGUAUUAAAAAAUGAAUAACAAAUUCUAUAAAUAUUAUCAUGACGUAGCUUCUACUAAUGCUUCUUCUAAAUUCUUUAAAUCACUUUCUUCAUCUGAUGAGAUUUCAUGUUCGCUUUCUUCUUCAUCAUCUUCAAACUUAAGUAAAGAUUCUCUUGGUUUCAAUGGUUUUACGUAACACUCAUGAACUUUAAUUUGAAGAGAAGUUACUGAUUUACUCAUAAAAAUUCCUUCUACAAUUAGAGCUAACUUUACUGUGAAAUACUGAUCUAUGUACUUAAAUGGGUUAAGAUCUUUGCCUCCAUUUCCUUUGAAUAAAGAUAAAAUCUUCUUUGAUCUAUCAGAAUAUAUUAGUUUUGCAUAUAAUAUUGGGGCAGCUGAUUCUACUUUCCUUGUUUUUUUCUUUCCUUUCUUAUCAACAUAUUCCUCCUGUUUGUAAUAAAGGGGAUUUGAUAAAUGAGAAGCAGCAUCAGCACCAUAUUCAGAUUCCAAAUGCUGUUGAGCUAGAGAAGUUAUUCCAAUUAUAGAAUCAUGAAAUUCUUUUUCUUUUUUGUCUGGUUCUUCAUCUUUAGCCCAUAAACAUACUGGAAUUGAGUAGCCUAUUAACUUUUUUGUUUCCUGAUUUCUUCUUUCAGUUACACCAAAAGAAAAUAAAAAUGGAGUUUCUAUAACUUAAGCGGGCCUUUUUUGUUAUUUGGGUAAAUUACUUCAAUUGGGAUUCUUUUGUAUUUAAGAUUGCUAUCCUUUACUUUAGAAACUUUAGCUUCCUUGAAUUUAAUGUUUUCGUUUGUUAGAUUUUCGAAACUUGUAAGCUGCAUUGCUAAUUUAAAAAAUCAUUUUUUUAAAUCAUUUUUACUUCUUUUAUAAAUCACCAAAGAAGAUUAUAGCUCCAAUAAUUAGAAGAAGUAGGAAUUUUAUAAGUAAGCUCCCCCUGCCUAUUUUUAAUUUUAGAAGCCCUAGACAAAUAUCUAUCUCUCCUUUCUUCAUCUUUAUGAAAAAGGUAAUCAGGAUACUUAGGAGAACCAAAAUGCACUUUUUUCCCCUCUGGUAAAGUAACCAUAUAUUUAUUAUUCUUUCUUUUAGAGUAAUCAAGAGAUUCAGCACCAAGUUUUUGAGCUUUCUUAGUUAACUUUUUAAAAUCUUUUCCUGUUACUACAAAUUUCUCAUUAUUUGGUACAUAAUCAGGAUCUUCAUAAUGAUUAUAACCAUCAUCAACUAUAAAAUCUCUAUCUUCAGAACUAGGAGUAGAUUCUCUUGAACGUCUUGAUGAAGAUCUACUUGAACAACAUGAACUUCUUGAACUAGAAGAACUGGGACUAGAUACUGGACUAUUUUCACACGAUCUUGGAUCACUCAUUUUAUUUAAUGAUUGGAUAAUCUUAUAACAAAAAUGUUAUAGGAUUAAUCAUCAAAAAAAUCUACAUCUAUUUUUGAAUGGAAAUAAGCAGAAAAAUGUAACUCAGUUACAAAACAAUCACGAUCUUCUGUUAGACUCAACGCUGUAAUAUUUUUAAACAACUCGUACAAAUUUUGAGUCGCGUAAAGAUAUUUAGCUUCUUUUACUUUUACUUUAUCAAAUCUACUGAAGAAUUCUUUCAUAUCAAGGGAACCAGCUUUUAUCGCAUCAACUAACUGGUAAGCAUUUGUAUCAAUGUUUUUAAGAUCUUCAUAAGCAUUUAUACUUUCAAAUAUCAAACCACUUUUUUCAUAAGGUUUACUAGUUUGACUUCUCGUUUUGACACCCAUUCUAUAAAAAUGUUUUUUUUGCUUUAACCCAUUUUAUUUUUUCUGCCUCACUUUAUUCUUCUACUGUAUUUACUAUAUUCUUUGACUUUAAUCCUAUUAAAAAAAUCAAUAGCAACAACAUUAAAAUCUAAUAACAAUAAUUCCAUACGUGGAAACAAAGCACCAAGAUACUCUCUACCAUCAGGGACAUACUCUUUUACUUUUAUUUCUCUUUUUAAUUUAUCAGAAACUUUUUCACUAACAUUACCCUCUUCUAUUGAUUUAAGUAUCUUAUGUAUAUUAUCAUCAACAUAUUUAAAACAUUUGUAGUCUUCUUUACAAGCAAAUACUAAAUUACCUACUCUAUAUCUUUGUUCUUUACUUUUCUUUUCUUCAGCCAUUUUCCUUUAUAUUUUCUUUAUAUUUUCUUUCUUAAAUCAAUUUUAUUUAUUUUACCGCACUUUACUCUUUACUAGAAUUUCCUAAAUGUGUUUGAUUUUUACGUCAUUUUUAUAUUUAACUCUAUUUGGGGGUACUAAAGUGCGGCAGAGUACAGGUUCUCUUAAUAUAUAACCCUAACUGAAACUUGAACCCCAGUUUCCUAACCCUAAUCAUAAAACUUCUGGGUCAUUUGGUGUUUCUGGGGGCCAUUCAGUGUUCUGCUAAAAGGGUUUAUCCUCCUAAAGAUUUCAGGUAUCAUCUCCUAACUAAAAAUCAUCAUCAGUACCUCAAAGAGGGAGUUUUCAAUAAUUUUGCUGUAAGACUCAGAAAAUCAUUAAUACCUGAAAAAUGUUGAUUGUGUAGUGACCAUCACCAUAAUGUUCAGUACACAUGCAUGACCAAACCUCAAAACCACAAAGUAAUUACCAUUGCUGUUUGAGGUUUUGUGUUCUCACCCAAUAUUAGCUUUUUCUUUGCAACACUGUAGCAUCCUUAAUAUUUGUGGUAUUCAUGGUUUUGUAACUUUCACAGUAUAGGUGAGCUCUUGUCACCUCUGUUGUAGGGUUAUAAACAGUUAUAUGCACUUUUGAUUACCGGUUACUAAUAAAAAGUGUUCCCAGGACACUAGUUUAGUAGGAAAUGAUGGUAAUUAUGCAAAUGCAUCCAGAGGGAAACCUGUAAGUACCACUUAUGAGCUCAUGGGUUACACAUCUUUGGAAGGGGUUUUAAGGGUAUUUGUUUUCUUAGGGGAGGGCUUAUAGCCAGGGGGACAUUUUCUAUUGUUUACUGGUAAAUGGGCCUAUAACUGGGGGAUUUAUAUGUGGGGGUAGGAGGCUUAAAAGAAGUAGUUUAUGGUAACCUGUUCCAGACAUUCAGGCAUUGGGGAAUGCACAAAGAGAAAAAAACCCUGCAUUUUUUAUUGCUCUACUUUUCACCAUCUGAAUGCCUAGAACAGUUUAUCAUAAGCUCUAUAGCUCAUCCUUUCUUAUCUGGAACAGUGAAAUGUAGACUGAUACACACACUGUAUAUAGACUGUAUGGUUUAAGAGAUCCCCCCUAAGAAGUACACUUUGAGUAACACACAACCGGAAAGCAUUUUCUUAGGUAGCUUCUCUCAUCAUGUUUUGAGAGUGGAAUGCAAGACCUGGUUUGAAAUUGGAGAUAGAAUUUUGGAUCAGGCCCCAAAUAGGAUAGUGAAAAUCACAUAGGUUAGUCAAAAUUUGGCAAGGCAAGAAACAUACUGCAGGGCCAACCUGAACUGAUUUUUGGGGGGUAGUGCCCCACCCCCAAUCCGCCCCUUUGCAGUUGUAUUGAAACUGAAUGUGGUGCUUUAUAGGGUUAAAAUACAAUAUCUGCUCACAGCUUUUGAUAAUGUAUAAUUGUUUAGUUCCAAUAAAAUUCAUUAUUUUGUGUUAUAACACGAGGGUUUCCAACUAAGAAAAAUUUUUACCAGAAAUGAAUAAAUGACGAGUGGAAGCAAGUUUUAAUUUGGCCCAUCAUUAUUUGACAAUAACCAAGUAAACUAAGAUGCCCUGUGCCUCAGUAAGCCAAUGCUGUGUGCAAAGCUCAAGGAGGGGUGGAGAGCAGGUGCGGUUAGGAUAAGCGAGUAAACUAUUGAUAUUACUAUUGCUCAAGCUAUUAUGUUACCCACCCUAUUAAGAGCAAAUGUUACCAUCGGUCAAACAUUUCGUGGCAACAGCUCAAAAUUCAAUUUGGCCCAUAUUCUCAGGUUAGGUAAACCUUAAUGUAAAACAAAUCGCUGCAGCAUAGUUCGUUUGGCUAAAUAUCGAUUAGUUUUCGAAUAAUCGUUCUUUUACAUAUCCAAAGGAUUUUUUGGGGAAAUGAUUUAGCGCGAAGAAAUUCAAUUUUAAAGUUGGAUACAAUGCCCUGUUUCAACCGACUUUCCAAUUUAUGUAAAAAACACACAGAAAUACAAGUUUUCCAAAGACAACAUUCAAUCAAAAGCGGGAUUGACGUAAAAAUUUAACUAACAUGUUUUAAAAUCAAAGACAUAGAUUGUAUUUCUGCUGUCCCUUCGUUUGAUACAAAAUUCAAUCCAACUACAAGAUAAUUUGUCAAGAUAACGCAGCUGUCAUGUUUGUUUACACUCCAGCGUGAAGACCAGACGCGAGAUGUUUUGUUGGGAAGUUUUCCCGACCAAUUAUCCCUGAAUUUAAGAUCAGAGAUCAGAUUUAAAAAGCUUUUUCCGUUUGCCUUUCCUCCAAAAUCAGUUUCGAACUAAUAAGCAAACCAAAGGCAAACAAUGUCUCAAACUGAUACAUUGAAAACAUGUCUUAAAUAUAAUCUGUGACAAUUUUGCACAAGAAUCAAAUCUUUUGAUCAUGAAAUUAAAAGGUCUUUUGACCUUCUUUACCAGCAUAUGAAGACUUCCACAUUUUCAUAGUAAAAUAACAACUUACAUUUUCCUUGCGAACAUAGCCAAAACGGAGCUCGGCGUUCUCAGCAAGUUAGAUUCGCAGAACAUGUAUUUUUGCAACUCGUUGGGGUUGCGUGACCAAUUUUUAUUUCCGGAAUUGAGAGCGGAAGUUCAUGUGCACGGACUUUUUGUGAGUGGAAAAUCAUACUGCUAAACAUUUCAGACUAACGAGGCUUUUUAGUUACAAUAUUAAUUUUUACAUUUUAUACCCUCAGCUAUAUUCUACGGCGAUAAACCACACAAACCAACUUCAAGAAGAUCUAGCCUCUGAAUAAAUUUCAAAACUGUCAAAGAUGAAAGACAACGAGUUUUUACACGUCUACUAAAAGCCUUACCCCAAAUCGAACUAGAAAAUGCAAGUGAUUAAAUGCAGGUGCCAUAACGAAUUCAUGGCCUUGUACAAGAAAGACGUUGCCACAUCUCAAGUUCGGAGAAACUAACUCUUGGAUUUGACCAUCACCUAGUUUUUUUUUUAAUAUUUCAGCUCGGUAAUGGUCUCCGGCUAUUAAAAGGGCGUGUGUUAAACGGGAUCACCCGGACACGACCGGUCACUGAUAAUGAAUUCCUCGGUAAACUAAUUUUAACAAAGACUAUGCAAAUUUAACCAAAAACUAUUGUUAAAGACAUCCACGAGGAAUGAUACAUGGUAAAAAUAAGUAAACUUUAAAGAAAAUUGAAAAAAAGAAAUCCAAAUUACUUGGCCACAUGAUCGACUACGCCCCCCCAACCUCCAGUGUUCGAAAAAUCGUAACUAACGAUUCCCACCACUUUCUAAACGUGUAUCAAACGUAUAUCAAAGCAUUGACCCUACAAAGUCUAUGCGAAAUCAGCUCGGAAUGGUUCCCGAAUCAUUACAAUUUGCAGGUGAAACUGGUGUUCAUUGACUAGUGCAAGUCCUCCUCUAACUGAAAGUUUUCGUCAGGACGAGACGGAUAUGACUUCUUUCCAUUCCUCUAACUGUUUUUACAAGAAGAGUAUUAUUGGACAUUGUAGACCUACAAAAGGAGAACGGUUUGCUCUCUGUCCAGUGGGCGGUUCAACUCGAAGGAUUCCUCGAUAAAAUAGGGCGUGGUCGAUCACGUGAUGCAGUUAAAAAUAAUUUUAAAAAUGAAAUUGGAAGACUCCUUAUGAUUGGCCUUAAAUUGUUAGUCACGAGGUAGCUUGAAAAAACUUUACAUUACACCAUCUCCCCUUAAAUCUACUUGAAGGUGUACAAGAUUCUCUGUUUGUGGGUGUGGCUGUGAUUCCUUUUCUCUCCACAGACUUAACUAAUUUAUAACAACUUGUUCCUUUUCGUAUAACACUUUUCCUUUUGUUGGCUUUUCCCUGUCUUCUAUCGUAAAAGCUACGAGGAUAAUUUGACGAGACACUUUACAACCCCCGUCAGUCGUCACUCUUAAAAGAGUGUCUCUAAAAAGUUCUAUAGACGACGCACAUAGCGUAGAGCCGUCAAUUUCAGUUUACCCUAAAUAAGACAUUCUCGACAUCACUGACUAUUUCGUAGGUUAAUCUCUACAUAUUCUGGUCAGCCUUACUAGUUUUACAGCCACACCUGGCCACAACGCCUUCAAUAAUUUCCAUAUACGGCUGCUUGCACUUGCCAGUCAUCGAUGCUACAUCCAGAACUAAGGCAGCGCAGAUGUUCUGCAGUGUUCGUAUCGAAAACUUCGCCAGCUUAGACUGACCUACAAUCUCACAGAUGUUGUAUGUUUCGUACAUGAUGGGGUGCUGAAGAGCUAAUGCUUUCGUUACUUCGUUGGACAUUUCUUCGAUUGCCUUCUCUGUUAUCAGCACAUUCCUUUCAGGUUCUUACUCCUCACUGGAUGGAUUGUUCCACACUAUACGUUUUCUUUGCUGACAAGCGAGAAAAAAAUCCUGCUUUUUGUAGUGGUGUGAGAUCGCACUUGUCGAAGAUAUUAGAGCCAUCACUAUGCUUUACUCUUCGCAUUGCCUUUGAGACGCUCGUUGGAUCUGCUUUUUGACCAGUGGGUUCUUCAGCUUGAAAGACUUCAAUCAGAUAGUUUUUCUGCGCCACCGUGAGAUUCUUUCUUUAUACUCCUGCUGACUUAAAAGCCCAUCCCAUCGGUAGCACGGAGCCAUCACCCUCCACUGACAUAGAUGCAACACGCUUUAGUUCAAUUGCAUGCUCGCGGGCAACAUGGUAGACUGAACGUAAUGUAAACGCGCAAUGAUAGCAUCCUGCGUUAUCGUUCCUUAUAUAAACAGAGUUGACUUUUGGCAUGAUUUCCUUAAGCUGACGAAAGACGUCAUCAAUAAUGGCGGGUAACACGCGAGUAACACGCGUCGCAACUCGCUGUGUUUACAAACGUUUCACUAAAGCUGUUACAAAGUGAAGAUUUCUACUUUUAGACUGCAAAUAAAUUCUCUCAGUUCGCUCAAAACAAACAAAAACUGACACCUGUUUUUAAAUUAGUACCGACAUUCUUAAUUAAAUUUGUUUGAAAAAAAUAAAACAAAGUGAUAGCGACGACGUUUUUAUCCGAUUUCACGAGGUUUCGCCGCAAAAUUUUUUUCGUUUCGUCAGGUAAUGAUUUUUCUAUAGCCAUCAUAUUUGUCACUCUUUUGCCUUUAAUCGUUUUUUAAACAGGUUUCUGUUUUUCUUUCCUUCUUUUUUUACUCUGAUAUUUAAUAAAAAGAAUCGCUAAGAUCCACUAGACUCUUGUUCCAUGUUCCAAUCCCGCUUUUCUCUAGUUGUAGAUUUCACUUGAAUGAAGCCGUAUUUCACAACACCCACGUGAUAACAUAUGUUUUUGACUUGAGGUCGCUUGGUUCCGCUUUGGUUUGCUGCUCUGUUCAAAACUAAUGUUUCGGCAAAGAAGACUUACGAAAGGCACUCUAAGACCAUUUUUGAGGAAAAUGGAGGCAGUGAAUACGCACAACAAAAACCUACGUCCAAAGCAUGGAACACAAACAAUGCCACCCUGCCGCUAUCACGUCGUGGGAGAUGAUUUUGAACGACUAGUUCACGAACCAAACGACACCGGCCUGCAGAAAUACAGUUUUCUUCAUCAUUGAUUUGAAGACAAGAAGGUUAGAUUCUAUACCUUACAACAGACCUCGACUUAAUGUAUUCUGCUUAACUAUUUAGGUGCUUCUGUCAAGUGUAAUGUACGUUGCAGUGUCAUGUCACGCGUGGGACGAGUUGAAACACCGAAAUUUAUCCAAAUUUAGAAAUCGAUUUCUUCGCUCUGAAUCAUUUCCCCCAAAACUCCUUUGGGAGUCUUAAAGAACAACUCCUUGACUUUUAAACACUAGGUUUUCAACGAAUUAUACGCAGUACCACAAGCUUAAAUAAAAGGCUAAUUUUAGAUAAGUUUUCUUCUCGAUAAAAAUAGGUCGGGCAAAUGAAAUUAGAUUUUAAAAGUAAAUAGCCAAGAAUUGAUAAAAAUGGCUUUAACGGUAUUUUUUGACAUCGGUCAACAAUAUGUGGUAGAUUUUAUUGCUCCAGAGUGUUUUACUUUGUAACGCGAGGCGUCGUAAAUCGCCCUAAAUUUUACACUGAAAAGGCGGCGUUUUCACAAUUCAGUGAUUAUCGAUUUUCUCGAAAACUAAUCGAUAUUUAGUGAAAAGAACUAUGCAGUGUUUUAUCUUAUGUUAAGGUCUACCUAACAUGAUAUUAUGGGCCAAAUUGAUUUUUGAGCUGUUGCCACGAAAUUUUGAAAAUGUUUGAUUUUUGGUAACAUUUGCUCUUAAAGGUGACAUACUGCAAAAACCAGUUGUUAUCCUCAACAACCACUUGCCCCAGUAUGGCGCAAAGUAGACUCCCUCCCUCCCAUUUAUUAUUUUAUUUAUCAACACCUCAGUUGUCCACAACAUUGUCAAUAAAUCUAGACCAGUUUUGUUUUUCAAACAGUUAAGUUUUCUCUUAAACCAAAAUGUUGAGAGCCUUGUGCUGCCUUAUGUAGUGAUCAGAUAAAUAACAUAAUUAUUUAUCAAAAAAAUUGUGCAAAUCAUAGCUGCUUCUUUGCUGUUCAUCAGAAAUAAUCAAUCCCAGAGCCCCUUGUUCAUCUCUCCCUGAAUGCUACAUGACUGGAAGCCAAGCAAGGACAGUUAGUAUGAGAAUAUUUUCUUGCAAAACAUUUGUAACAAGUCGGCCACAGAGCCUUUCCUUUUACAGCCCAAUUCUUACUGUUAAAAUAAAAAUUAAAAGAAGGCCUCCGAAUUAUCUAAACAUGAUUUAAGCAUUAAUUUAGUGGAAGAAAACGUAGAUUGGAAAGAGUACUUGCUCUAUCAUCUUUACACAAUUAAAAAAUUGCCUUUUGCAUGCAGCCCAAAAUGAUUCAUAAGCAAUUCAGUUCUGGCUUUGUGCACUACCAUCAGUGGUCUAAUGAAAUAAAGGCAUAUAACAAAAUAUUAUCUUGACCUUAGUAUAGCAAAGGAGAUGUUCUUUCAGCAGAAAAUACAAUAAGUUAAAAGCACCCUGCAAUAAACUUAACGUACAAAUCAUUUCUGUAAUGUAGUCGGAGCUUGAUUUCCUUUCCCACUGUAGCACCGACGAAUAUAGUCCAGAGGAAUUAGAAAAACUGAUUAGGCUAAUUAAUAACGCCAUACAAGUACAGUAUCAAUCGCUUCAUUUUUACCGAGCAAGGAGCAACAGUAAGAGCUAACUAACCAUUACUCCUCCUUUCAGUUUCCCAGGAGAUGUGACGGUCGAGACAGGGGCAAAGUUUAGCGCACAACGAAGGCAAUACUUUCUUUGCCAAGGCUCGUUAUCUUCGUAGAAACUUCUCAAACUUUACCUGCAAUUCUCUUCUUCACUGCUAUUGCAUAUAAACAAAACAGGAUUGUCGCAAUCAACAAAACUCAGACACGGAUCUUACGUUUGUAGGUCGAGGGGGCACGAAGUAAAAUGUUAUGCGCAGUAGAUUAUAUUUUUAAUUUGCUUUGCGCAUUCAAUUGCCUUCAGCCAAUGAAAAAAUUCGUAUUUUCUGCUGCGUCCAGAGCCACUGAUCGGUUACAGAUUAAGCCGAGUGGCUCUGGGGACGAGAAUGGUAUCUGAACCCCAUCUUGAAUUAUAGGUUUUUUUAUUAUUGAAGUUUUGUUUCUUGUUUGUUCGCUUGCCUUAGUUUCUUUUCUCAACUGACACUAGCAGACUGUGACAAGGCCCACACGACAGCACUCACCAAAUUGGCAGAAUUUCAUAUUGUACCCACUUUUAUACCACUACAUGGGAAAUUUCUGCAAUCCGAUUGGCUUAGAGCAGCAGUAUUUCAGCUUAAUUUGAAAUACCUACAUGUAAAAAUUAGAACCCUUUUGCGGGUAGUAGUAUAAACAAAUAAUAGCAUGAUUUGUGCGUGAUAUUUGCCAUAAAUACCACUCGUGAUAUUUCAAAAUUGUCCCAAAUUUCACUCGCCUAACGGCUCGUGAAAUUACGUAUAACAAUUUCGAAAUAUCACUAGUGGUAUUUAUGCCAAAUAGCACUACAAAUCAUGCUAUUACCUAUACUAAUUUAGCGACGAUUUAAAUUUAGUGACACUUAAUUUUGGUGUCGCCAAAAUUACAUGUAAUAAGGUAGGUUGCUGUUAAAACAAAUUAUUCAAAAUUCAGAUUGUGUGCCUUUUCAAGCGCCAGUUGUUCUACGCAAUUUCAUGUAAAUAACAAAAAGGCUUCGUAAUUAUUUGAGGAUGUAUAUUUCAUGAAGCAAAUGCUUUGAAUGCACGAAAUAAAGCUCUCUAUUGAACUGAAAAUCUUUAGAAAUGUAAGUAUUCAAAAGAAUAAUUACCAAGUAGAAAUAAAAUCUCGGAAGGAUUGAGAAUGUUGAUGACAAAGCACUUAAAUUAACUAUAAUUGCUGGCUUUCACAUGACGUCACCAAAAUUCAAACUAAGGAAUUCUCAAAUCUUUCUGAGUUCAUACUUUAUAUUUAUUAAGAACAGCUCAAAACCAAUCUUUAUACAAAUUUUCACUAGAAAGAGGCUCUUCGUUCUGUGAUUGAGUACGCAUGGAUUUCCAAUCUUUUACGUGACGAGGCAUUUACAAUGGGGACGAGAGAGUCGUCAGAACAGUUUCUUGUAAAAGAAAAAGUAUUACUUUCAUGUCUAUGGGCAUCAGUUUGGAAACAUUAGCAUAACGUCAAAACAGUAACGCGGAUUUAAUUGUCCGAUUCGUAGGCAAGGUUCGUCUUGAAAUUUCAAGGUGUUACAGUAAAUCAAUCUUAAUGAAAGUGUCAGGCUUAAGCAGUAGAAAACGUUUUCAGUGUUUGCAUAGCCUGAUAUAAACGCGAGAGGGGUUGGGAUAAUUCGAGACAGUGUUAUGAGAAUUCUCUUAACCGCUCGAGUGUUCAGGCUGGGCAAACACAGGAAAAAAAGUUUUCUAUUGCUUUUAUAAAAUAACUUUCCCGAGAAAAACGCAAAACUCUCUGUUAUGGCCCUGAUUAAAAGAGAAAUUCUUACCAGUCACAAAAUCGUGUACACGAAGUCUGCCUCGCAUAAUCAGUUCUUGUUUUGCAAAAGGAUGCUUUCCAAAAUACGGAUUUUUCUCACUUAAAAUGUCAGCUUAAGCGAAAAAAAAAAAUUGACACAGCUUGUUUGUAAAGAUUUUCCAAGUUUCAGCCCACGAAGGAAUGGGUAAAUAAAGUAAACUUGUCGAUGUUUGAACUCAAAAACUUUUUCAAAUUCGUGCUUGCGUGAUUAGCACACGACAGGCAAAACAUCUUGACGUCACAACCAUGUUCACAUACUCUCAUGCAAACACUCCUCUCGGCCAAUCAGAGCGCGAGAAAUAUCUUAGUUAUUUUAUAAAUAAUUAUAUGCAUCAUGAAUAAGGUUGUGUGAUGAGGUUUAAAAAGAAUUCUGUCGAGCCGUUCUAGAGACACUCAUAAAAGCGCUAAAAAUCAAAAUUUAGAGUAAAGUUGCUCCUAGACAGGUGGUGUGAAAACAGGUUAGUUUUCAGGAUUACAAGAAAAAAAAUACACCAAACUUUCCUUGCAUCGAAGUAUGAGGUUAAGCUGCCUUUUGACGCUACUUAGGUAGGUUUAAUGUGAGUUAUUUAAAACCCUUUUAUUAAACAUUUUAUCACGACUAUUGAAGAUAUAAGUUUUUAAAUACAUUUACGUUUUGUUUGAAUUCAAACAUACAGAAUUUUUUACUUCUUACGGAAUUUAUUUGCUUAACACCACACUUUCGCGCAAAAUUCGGAUAUAAUUCGAUUUCAAAGUUUUUUGUUUAUUUUGUCAUAGUGAUGUCGAUUUUACUAAAAACUGCAUUUUAACAAACUUCUAUUCAAAGUCAAUCACUGGUGAAGAUUUUGUAACGAUCUGACAAGGACAAAAUUUACUUUUAAAACGAUUGAAAAACAUCGGUAUGGUCCCCGAAAAUCUGUAUCGAAACACCUUAAUGAACGUUACCAAAUUGUAUAAUUAAUUAUAAGCAUAAUCUUAAUUGCAUAAGCAUAAUUUUUUGUAUGUUAAGUAACCUGUUAGUGUUAACACGGGAGCGCCGCUUUUAGCCUUGGCAAAAUUUAUAUCUUAUACUCAUGAUUGUGUCUGGUCCCAAAUUUUCUAGAUAGACUCUGUUUUGGGUCCUCUGCAGUUGUCCCUCUACAAGAUGCUCAAAGAUGUGGGUCGAUUUCUGUUUAUUUACCUCUUGCUUUAUCUAUCGUUCGCGACCGGCGUUGUGAAGGUGUAUUCCUUCUAUGUCACCUAACAGAUAGAGUUACAGAAGCAGAACAUGACAAGCGACCCACAAGAUUCCCAUCCAUAUGACAAGUAUGUACACAUUUAAACCUUGUGUAUGUCGACCGCCUAUUACAGUCAAACCAGGUCAAGCGUUCCCGUCGCUAACGAACUAAUGAAUUCAUUCACGGAAAAAUGAUUUCGUUUGUUGAUUCAAUAAUCCAUUCACAAAAUGAACAAUCCAAUAUUCAUAUUUAGCGUCGAUUCCAUAAUCGAAUGUUGAUUCGAUUACUGUUUUUUGAAAAACUACACUUUCCACAAGUUGACCUCAGAAUUUUGUUUUUUCUCUUUUUUUUCUGAGAGUCGAGUGCUGGCGAGUUCUGAAGUUCAAACCCAAACAAACUGUUACAUGUACGCCAGUUUGCUGCCAGUAAUCAGUGCAACAGACCUAGGCCUGACCUCUUAGAAAACACAACGGUCAAACUAAGGUCAGUGUAUGUGCGGUGAUUGGUGGAUUUCGAUCCUCGGCCUUUGUCAGUUUCUCAUAGUUUCUUUGCGUUUGCGGUCUGUCUAUUCUAGCUGUUAUUUUGAUUAAAGGCAAUGAAAAACGCAAUCGUAAACGGCAGGAAAAAGGAAGCAAAUACGAUUGAACACAACAGACAAGAAUAAAGAACAGGUAGAUUUUGUUCAUAAACCAAAUCAACAUUUGAUUAUUGAAUCGAGGUCCAAUUUGACUGUUGGAUUAUUCAUUUUAUGAAUGGAUUAUUGAAUCAACAAACGAAAUCAUUUUUCCAUUAAUGAAUUCAUUAGUUUGUUAGCGACGGGAACGCUUGACCUGGUUUGACUGUAAGCGAGCUUUUUAAAAGGCGUGACGUUGUUGUUACAAUUAAGUAUAGGUAUUUAAGGAAACCGGAGAGUCUCAAAGACAGUCAAAUUCAUUAAUACGUACACUGUUCUUUCUCAAAUCAUAAAUGUGUCAGUUUUUCCAAAGGUAUAUUAUAGUCGUCUAGUGAUAGCAUGUCAAUUUUCACAGUGCUACGGUAGACGCGACUUAAUAAGCGACUUUUUGAGUGUUUUCACUGCCAUAUAGUCCACAGAAUAACGGCUUUAUGUAAGCGUAGGAUGUCGGGAUUGACGGUGCGAUAAUAUCCACGGUGUUUCAUUUCUUUAUACACUUGAACCUCUAUGUAGCGGACCCCCAAUUAAGCGGACACCCUCUAUUAAGCGGACACUAAGCCGGGUCCCGAAAUUAACGUCUUAUAUUUCCCUUUAUAAACGAACCCCUAUUUAGUGGACACUUCUAUUAAGCGGACGCGAACACUAAAAUAAAUUGUAUUUGGCAAAUUUCUAUUGUUGAAAACCUCUAUUAAACGGACACCGGACUGAAUUGACAUUGGAUUACGUCCUUGAAAUACCUACUGUAGUCAACUAAUAAAGAAAAAUCACUACAUUUAGCUGUCAAUAAACUGAAGAGUAGCCCGUUAUCCGAGCGUAUGAUUGUCAUCCACGAUCAAAUUUCACUUAAAAGUCUUGCACAAAGUCCAGCGCCUCCUUAACAACAUGGAACUUUAUCACAGUACAAAGUAACCGUUAUAUGUUAAUCGUUAACAAACAUUGCGCAAUUUUUGCAAACCUCUAUUAAACGGACACCCACUAUUAAGCGGACACUUGGGCAGGUCCCGUAGGGGUUCGCUUAAUAGAGGUUUCACUGUAUUCUGUUUCAACAUACGUGUAUGUUUAAUUAUGAUAAAUAACAGGCCAGGACCCGUUUGGUAAGAACACGUCUCAUUAAUAGCGGAGCUCCCGCGCGCGCGAAGCGGAGCACCAUGGGUAAGAAAAUUUGGUAAACCAUCCAUCCCAGAAAAUUUGGUUAUGACGUAGCGUACGCCCGUCCGUACACACACUUCAUGUAAGCCGAUGUCAAAUGUCACAAUAGAUCUUGCACAACUUGACUAGCCUCUUAGUUAUGUAAGCCAUCCGUAUGAGUACGAUUAGAUUGACAGCUGUCAAAAUCAGACAUCCGCUGACAAUUAUCACAUGACCGUCUCGCGGGCUCAGAUAAAAGACCAGUCGUUUUAUGCGGCUUAAGUUAAAACACGAGCAAUGAUCUAACCUACAAAAGGAAACAGGUUUAAAAAGCCUUUAGACAUUUUUUGACCCGCAAAUUCAAGAAAAGGUUCCGAAGAUUAUUUAGUUAUGAUUUUGGCUGUAAACAGAAAGCUCUGAGCGAUUUUCUUGCCUCGAGUUCAUCUUGAAAAAGAGCGAACACCGGGAAGCCGGCUUAAAACAUAAAUAAGCUUAUGCUUGCCUGACUCAUGAUUUUCUGAGACACUUUCCUCUCAAUACUUCUCUUCGUGAAUGAAAAUUAUUGUCUCUGUACAUGUUUCACCGAAUUAAACUUAUUUUAUUGAUUGUUAGUAGUCCCUCUCGCAAUUUUCAUCGCUGCACCGGUUGUUUCCAGUCGAACAUAAACAUCGCAUGUAGGAAUGCUAAAAACUCCGCGCGUAAAUAUCACUCGCUUUUCAAGAUUACACAACAAAAUUAUACACAGUUUAAUGAAUAUCGAAAGGGAAAUAAAACCUAAACAUAACAAUUUCUCUAUCAUGUUGAAGCGUAAAUGGUAACUCUAUUAAUCGCACUGCAAAUUUGGUGCCUGUCAAAAGUGAGAACCCGUCCGGCUGGCCGAAAAGUGAUUUUGGGAAUUUUUUUAUCGUUUUCAUUAAAAGCCCAUAAUUAUUACCCCGCAUAUCACAUAGGACCAGAUUUUUCUAACAGAAAACGUUUUAUAAUUCAAUGCUAUAAUUUGUUGUGCAAAGGAAGCGCUUGCUUUGAUCGUCGUGGAUAUUGAAUGAGUGCAAAUUCUCUUGCAAAAUUGUGAAAAACUGCAGAAUUAUAAGUUUAAAUAGGGCAAAAAAGAACAAAUUCUGUCCGAGGUCUGUUUACUGUUUACCUGAGAAGUGGUGAGAAAAAGUAUGUUUAAAAGGCUGGUUUACACGCCACCAGAUUCGUCGCCAAGAUUUACUAGUAAACUAAACUUGUCGAACACAAAAAAUCCGGCCUGAUUUUUAUUUUGGCCUUUCUUUUAGACAGAGGAAUGCAACGUGUAAAUUGGCUGCCACCAAGGACUAUCGUGGCGCAUGUGUUUCUUAAAAUUAUAUUUCGGGGUUGUCUAAUUAUCCAUAGUCUCUCUAACGGAGCAAUGUUGGAGAGACUGGUGAAUGCCAUAUUAUGAUGAUACAGCUAAUGCAAAUACAAUACACGAAUAGGUCUAUUUGUUUUCCAGGCCUAAUCUACUGUGAUCGAACAUAAUUGCUAUUUUUCGGUGUACAAAUAACUUGAUGUAAAAUUUGCUUCACUCUUGGACGGUCGAAUUCUGAUUUUUCUCUAAAAUCACUCAGCCUUUGCCUCAAAAGUCAAAUGAAUGUGCCCUGAUCUGUGGAUUACAAGUUUAUUGUUUGAUUUAAAUUAUGAAUUUAUUAACGGGAGCUUCGCUUUUAGCCCUGGCUAAAUCUAUAUAUUACGGAUACCCUCCCAUUAGUGCAUGCCCGUAUCAACGGGAUUUGACGUUUCCAUUUUUCUUUUCAUUCCCAGCCAUCCCAAUUCCCUAUUGGCCAUGUUUUGGUUGUUGCUGGGUCUUGUUGAAGAAGGUGAUAUCGCUGUCAAGGAUCCCAGCUUUCGUCUUACGUCUGCCUUUGGUCGUCUGUUUUUGAUGGUGUAUGUGAUCUGUACUGUGAUUGUAGCCUUGAACAUGCUGAUUGCCAUGAUGAACAACUCAUUCGAGAAGAUCAUGGUGAGAGAGUAGUUGUUUUGUUCAACCCAAACGCUAAAAGAUAAUUCUGUUUAGACAUGUCAUAACCCUAUGCAAAAAUAAUGGGCCAUUUGCACGAUGACGUCUCUUUAGCUUGUAUGCGUGUUUUGUUUUCCCAAUACAGGUCAUUUGAUAAUACGCAAAAGAAGCUGCUUCUUUCAAAUUUCCUCUUAUUCAUGUGUAUGUGUGCGCAUAAUUUAGGAAGAGACAAAGUUCAGUCCCAUUGAGGUUUAAAUAACAAAAGCCUUAAUUUGCACAAGAAAGCAAUACCCUGAAGGAUUCUGGUAGAAGUAGUAGAAUGGCGCCGUCGUGAAAAUGGAUUAUUAAAGAGCACAGCAGAAACCCGCAUAUGAUUUAAUGGAAAGCUUCAAUCCCACAUACCUGGGAAACCCGGGGUACUCCUGGGAAUUCUUGGUGGGGGUGUGCCGCCCAGCUUUCCCAAUCCUUGCCCUAUUUCAGAUCAAAAAAUGUCAUUUUCACACCCGUUUUGAGACCUGGUGUGUAAGAAAUUAUGUCAUCACUAAUUAGAUUAGAAUGCCAAAUAAAAAAUUUCUUAAACCACUUACAAUUCUUAUAUUACUUUUUCUUUCUUAUGCACUUGUAUUUGAAACGACAAAUAUGUUCAUACACUGCCGUAGUUCCCUCACUGAAAAGCUAUACCCGAUUCCAGACCAAAAUGGGCAAAAUGUAUACCCCUUUUUAGACCGAAAUGGCGCAAUACCCAUACUGUUUGGGGAGGCACAUACUUAUAUGGCUUAUGUAAGAGAGGUUUUGCCACAUAUGGUAAAAACAAAAAUGAUUUCAUAAACAAAUGAAAUGAUUUCUCACGAUCGUUCUUCAUUUAUUUGAAAAUCUAGCUAAUUAUUUUAACUAACACCAAUGGAAAUAGAUAGAUUUGUCAUCGGAAAAUAGUGUGUUUACGUGGAGUUUAGUGAAUGCGUUUCAAAAUCCAGACCCCAAUUCUAGAAACUAGCUGAUACUCAGUGCAGAAGCUUCUGUCAUUAAAAGAAUUACUGAAGCCUUAUAUAUGGAGAGGGAAGGGGAGGUUGGAAAAAACACGAUGCUUCACAUAUCAUCAUUUCCUUAUGUAGGACAAUGUAGAUGUUGAAUGGAAGUUUUCAAGAGCACGGAUGUGGCUGGAGUGGAUUGACAAAGGAAGCACGAUACCAGUGCCUUUAAACCUAAUUUACUACACUCUUUUUGGGCUGUUUAAGUUUUUUGGCUGGUGUUUGAGAAUCUCUGUUAAGAAAUGCCCAUGUUUUAACCAGGUUUGAUUUUUUAAUUCUAUAUUGAUACCCUAUAUAAGCUGGACUACAUAAAUUAAAUACUCUCGGUUAUCGAUGUCCACUAACUAGAUUAAUCCACUAUUAAAAUUAUUGCGCAGGGGAAUUACUCACCUGGUAAAGGUCAAAGGAAAAUUUCGUUGACCCUACUUUACACUGAUUUUUAACCUCAAAAUGUAAUCAAAACUUCCCGUUCCUAUUCCUUGCUUUUGACAACUUCUGGCCAUCCAUCCAGCGUUUUGGGCCUGUCUGAUGGACUGUCUUAUAGCAUCGGCUUUGACCCAAAUUCCCUUCUAUCUUGGCGUCUACCCUGAUUUAGUCACGGUAUCUGCCUUUGUACGUCUUAAGGCUAAAAUCUAGCUUGAACGUUUCUUUUAGUCACUACCUGUUGUUACAACCUUUACUGGAUAAUGACUAGACUGCCAGUUACACUUUCAUUACUUAAUAAUUUGUUUUGUCUUUUGUAGGAAGAUGAGGAGGGAAAUGGGCAGGGAGAUCGAGUAAGUGCACCUAUAGAUUGCAUUGUUGUGUUCAAAACAUGAUUUGCUCCAGUUUUCGUCUCGACUAUGAAGCAGUUUAUCUAGUGAAAUAUCUCGAGCAUGUUAAGGCGUGGCUCACUUUUUGUUAUGGACCACACCUGUGAGGUUUAAACUGUUUUUCUCUAGAAACCAUACUUUUUAAUUAUAAAAUCGCUAAAAUUUAUUUGGGGAAACUUUAUUUUGAUGCGUUUACUUGACUAGGAUUGAACUGAUGAUUUCACCUGAAUCGUAGCGUUUUAUAAAUAUUCAAAAAAAAAUUGGAUGUGCCGGAGGAAUGUCAAUUAAAACUAAAACCGAACCAUGUGUAAAUGUUUGAUUUGUUUACCUUUUAAGUAUUUCCGCGGCCGGAAUGGAAAAAAAGUUAUUUUAAUUAUUAAGAAAAAAUGAAAAAUAAAAAAUGUCACGUGACCUGUUUUGCUUAAUUAUUAAUGAAAUGAAAAAAUAGUCAACCAUUCCAGCUAGAUUCAUACGAGGAACAAUAAUACAACAACUGAACUUAGUAUCUUCUGUCGGGCAUCACGCCACCGCAAACUUCCCUUUCGUAAACGGUCGCUACCAUGUUUAAGACACUUCACAAUUUUUUAUCUGUUAUCGAGAGUGGUCCUCUUAAAAAGAAAUACGAUCGCAAAUCAGAGUCGAACCGGACCCUUUCGUAUUCUAAUCUUUCUCCCUUAAGUGAAUAACAGGUGACAGGGGCGGAUCCAGGAUUUUUUUUAGGAGGGGGUGCACUCGUCUCUUGCUCUACUUCAACACCAAUAAACCACCUAGUUUUUUUUGAGGGGUGCGCACCCCCUGCACCCUCCCCCUAGAUCCGCCCCUGGGUGAGGUGGCCCUAGCCAUUUCCAUAGCUUUUGACGUAAAUUUAACUUGGGCUUCAUCGUCGCUCUUUCUAAGACUAUUGAAAAACGGAUCAUUUGCCUUAUUAUACAAGGACAGGUCAGGUGACCCAAACAUCUGGUUGCUUACGUAACACGAGAUUUAAGGCUACCGAUUUUUCCAAGGUUAGCAAAUUUUGGAAAGGUCUGGUAAAUUUUCACAAAGUUAUGGUCAUUUCUUGGUUUUUAUCUCUUUGAGCAAUAAUGCAGUAUUCUGUGCUUGGUCUAGAGUAGAAAUUUUAAGCGCUAGCAAAGGAACGUUCCUGAGAUAAAUAAACUGCAAAAGCACCUGUUUUACGUAGGUCACAGAAAGCAUGGGCGGUCAAGCAGUAAACCCGAGCGAGGUCCUUACAGGCGACUGAGGCCGGCGCAAUUCGCGCAAAAAUUUCAUCUCUGCGCUUCAUUAGCGCCUUGAAAAAACUGACGUUGAGAAAACUGGACUGUUUUCAGUCUGUGAUUGAAAGCUCUUCACAAAUCUCAGAAUCGUCUAUAGAACCAAUUAAUAGGUUGCAACUUGCUAUUCGGAUCCUUUGAAUUUUACUGCUGUGUCUUCAUGAUUGUUAUGCUUACCACCGAUUAUUAGCUUAAUUGGUUGGAUAAAAGACCUAGGUAUUGAGGGCCCGGGGGCUUUAUUCCCAACCGGACAAACACUCAGAGUCAAACUAUCUGAGGAGCACGUGCAGCAUACUCACUGUACUCUGAAAUGUACUAAAACAAGUCAUUUUUUGCUCUUAUAUUCGACUUAACUUUACGCAGAAAGAUGAGACUGCAGGCAAGAGAGCAAGCAAUGUUUGAUGCAUGCAGUUUUUCUCAUCACGAUUCCAAUACGAUUUCUAUCAUGUUUUCAUCGGCAAUUCAACCAUACGAUUAUGUUCAGUAACUCCCUUCUUCCGACAAACCAUAUGUAGCAAGUUGAAAAUCGCCCUUCCACUGGCCUAAGCUAAGUGGUAGAUAUUCAAUUAUAUUUAACAAAAUACUCACAAAUGGUGGUUAUUAGAUUUUAUUACAGCUAAUCGUUAGAAAUUGGAAAUAGCAGCUAUAUAAUUGAUUUAAACUAUGAGGAAUUAACAGGGUGACCGACUGCUAAUUCAUAUAAUUUUUAGGCACACCAUAUACAGAAACGAAAGGAGACAAUGAAAGAUUUGAUCGUGAAAUACCUGAAAAAACACUAUUUGGAAGACAACGAAGAAGAAAGAGCUGACAGG